AUGUUAAUCUUUAAAGAUAGAAUUUUGCACGUUGAUUUCACCUUUGGAGCAGACUGUUUAAAUUGUAUGAUUUCUCAAUGUAACUAUACAUCAGAAUACUGUAAUAGGUGUAUAUAUGGUUGGUGGGGAACAGAUUGCCAACAUAGUUGUCCAAUUGGGUGUAUCGAUGGAUGUGACAGAGUUACUGGUCAGUGCCAAUUGGAAGGAAUGCUUGGUAAUUGCAUUUCUCAUAGAUGUGCGAAUCCAACUGGUUUCACUUGCGAUUGGUAUACUUCUUGCUUGCAAAAAUAUGUACAGCCUUCAUGUAGUGUCGUUAAAGACAUCAUGUAUGACAAAUGUCAAGAGUAUCUCAGAGUAGAACCCACGUUUUCACCAAAGGGACAAGUUUGGUCUGGCUACGUUCGCAAAUGUCUACAGCAAACAUUGGCUAGAGAUCUCUUGUUGGUCGAUCAACGACAACCCGGACAAUUCAAUUGUACAUAUGUAACAAAGAAUUUCUUUGAUAACCAUGUGGAAUGCUACCAAAAUGGACCAGUCUCUGUAUGCGAUCUGCCAUAUGAUGAUGUAGCAAAAGUAUUAAUCCAUGGUUUAUCUAUUUUAUUUACACGUUCUUGGUAUUACCCUAUCAUCUCUUGUGAAGAUUUGAUCAAAUCAUGUUCAGCAGAAUACAUUGAACAUGUGAAAUCGAUGAUCAAUGAUGUGUAUUACCCAGAAAAGCAAAAAACAAGAUAG
Molecule: messenger RNA, 732 nt
Organism: Heterostelium album PN500
Lineage: Eukaryota; Evosea; Eumycetozoa; Acytosteliales; Acytosteliaceae
Exons: 2
Coding region: 1-732 (243 amino acids)
Source: RefSeq, a predicted model, not a curated record